This is a messenger RNA of Tupaia belangeri chinensis (Chinese tree shrew), 4085 nucleotides long. RefSeq names its product proprotein convertase subtilisin/kexin type 2 (gene PCSK2). Gene Ontology annotation, biological process: peptide hormone processing. The transcript has 12 exons. Gene Ontology annotation, cellular component: membrane; neuron projection. NCBI's taxonomy places the organism in Eukaryota, Metazoa, Chordata, Mammalia, Scandentia, Tupaiidae. Gene Ontology annotation, molecular function: serine-type endopeptidase activity. The record is from RefSeq and is a predicted model, not a curated record. The coding region runs from base 316 to 2232 and encodes 638 amino acids.
GGAGGAGCUGAAAAUGCAGAUUUAGCAUCAAGUACAGACAUACACUCGUUCUUUCUCUCCAAUACACACAGCUCCCACAUUUGCACCCCUGUCAGCGAGCCGGGCCACCGGACUGCACGGCGUCCCCGCCAGCCAGAUGGUGGGGAAGAACACACACUGAAUUUGCUGCUUUCGAAGCCCCUAUUCAGUCAAUUUCUCUAUACAAAAUUUUAAAAAAAAAAACAAAACUAUUUUUUUUAUUUGCACCUUCCCUCCGGGUCCCCUGUUCCGCCAGCCUGUGCGCCUCCUAGCACCACUUUUCACUCCCAAAGAAGCAUGAAGGGAGGUUGUGGCUCCCAGUGGAAGGUGGCUUCUGGGCUCCUCUUCUGUGUCAUGGUUUUUGCAUCUGCCGAAAGACCGGUCUUCACGAAUCAUUUUCUUGUGGAGUUGCAUAAAGGGGGAGAGGAAGAAGCUCGCCAAGUUGCAGCAGAACACGGCUUUGGAGUCCGAAAGCUUCCCUUCGCUGAAGGCCUAUACCACUUUUAUCACAAUGGCCUUGCAAAGGCCAAGAGAAGACGCAGCCUGCACCACAAGCAGCAGCUGGAACAAGACCCCAGGGUUAAGAUGGCCUUGCAGCAGGAAGGAUUUGAUCGAAAAAAGCGAGGGUACAGAGACAUCAACGAGAUCGACAUCAAUAUGAACGACCCUCUUUUUACGAAGCAAUGGUAUCUGAUCAAUACCGGCCAGGCUGAUGGCACUCCUGGCCUUGAUUUGAAUGUGGCAGAAGCCUGGGAGCUGGGAUACACAGGGAAAGGUGUGACCAUCGGAAUCAUGGAUGACGGGAUUGACUAUCUCCACCCAGACCUGGCCUCCAACUAUAACGCGGAAGCAAGCUACGACUUCAGCAGCAACGACCCCUAUCCUUACCCUCGGUACACAGACGACUGGUUUAACAGCCAUGGGACCCGGUGUGCCGGAGAAGUUUCUGCUGCAGCCAACAACAACAUCUGCGGGGUGGGAGUAGCGUACAACUCCAAGGUCGCAGGCAUCCGGAUGCUGGACCAGCCAUUCAUGACAGACAUCAUCGAGGCCUCAUCCAUCAGCCACAUGCCGCAGCUCAUCGACAUCUACAGCGCCAGCUGGGGCCCCACAGACAACGGGAAGACGGUGGACGGGCCCAGAGAGCUCACGCUGCAGGCAAUGGCUGACGGUGUGAACAAGGGCCGUGGGGGCAAAGGCAGCAUCUAUGUCUGGGCCUCUGGGGAUGGGGGCAGCUAUGACGACUGCAACUGUGAUGGCUACGCCUCAAGCAUGUGGACCAUCUCCAUCAACUCAGCCAUCAAUGACGGCAGGACGGCCCUGUAUGACGAGAGCUGCUCCUCCACCUUGGCCUCCACCUUCAGCAAUGGCAGGAAGAGGAAUCCUGAGGCGGGAGUGGCGACCACAGACUUGUAUGGCAACUGCACGCUGAGGCAUUCUGGGACAUCCGCGGCUGCUCCCGAGGCUGCUGGCGUAUUUGCACUGGCUCUAGAGGCUAACCUGGCUCUGACCUGGCGGGACAUGCAGCAUCUGACUGUGCUCACCUCCAAGCGGAACCAGCUCCACGACGAGGUCCAUCAGUGGCGGCGGAACGGGGUCGGCCUGGAGUUCAACCACCUCUUUGGCUACGGGGUUCUUGAUGCAGGUGCCAUGGUGAAGAUGGCUAAAGACUGGAAAACCGUGCCCGAGAGAUUCCACUGUGUGGGCGGCUCUGUGCAGGACCCUGAGAAAAUACCAUCCACUGGCAAGCUGGUGCUGACCCUCACCACUGAUGCAUGCGAGGGGAAAGAAAAUUUCGUCCGCUACCUGGAGCAUGUCCAAGCUGUCAUCACGGUCAAUGCCACCAGGAGAGGAGACCUGAACAUCAAUAUGACUUCCCCUAUGGGCACCAAGUCCAUUUUGCUGAGCCGGCGGCCAAGGGAUGAUGACUCCAAAGUGGGCUUUGACAAGUGGCCUUUCAUGACCACCCAUACUUGGGGAGAAGAUGCCCGAGGAACCUGGACCCUAGAGCUAGGGUUUGUGGGCAGUGCACCCCAGAAGGGGGUGCUGAAGGAGUGGACCCUGAUGCUACAUGGAACACAGAGUGCCCCUUACAUUGACCAGGUCGUGAGGGAUUACCAGUCCAAGUUGGCCAUGUCCAAGAAGGAGGAGCUGGAGGAAGAACUGGACGAAGCUGUGGAGAGAAGCCUGAAAAGCAUCCUAAGCAAGAACUAGAGUUGCACAUUCACUCCACCACCUCCCUCUCUCCCCCGUCUCUGCCUCUGUCCUCACUUCACGUUUCCAGCAGGCACCUAGCAAUUACUGUCGCCCACACAAGUGAUUCCGUCUUCUUGAUCUGAAGCUUUGCUCACUGUCAAUGAUUAUUUUCAUGAUGAUAGAAGCAAUCUUUUUAUUCUAUGCCCCAAAUAUAAUGUUUUAACCAACAUGUAUGUCCUACGUGUGACCCCACAUUCUUUAUUUCUGUCAUUCAAACUAGUGAGAUCCCACCAACCAAACUGGGACAACUUUCCCCUCAAUGUGUUUCUAUCUGAGAUGAAAAAAGGAUGCAUUUGAAAAGCACCAUGCAGUGACUCCAGGAAUGUCUCUCCAGGAUCUCAACUGAGAAGCUGGUCAUCACCCAAGAAAAUCAAUGCUGAUGCCAAAGGGUGAACUCAGCACCGCUUAAAGUACAAGAGAUACUGUCACUGCUUUGGGGAAAGAUGUUUGAAUUUAGCAAGAGUUGUCAGGGGCUUAGAUUAAAGUGACAUAAUUUGGAAGAUGGCAAUAGAGAGCCCUAGUUACUGAAUGGGAAAAAGGAGUUUCAAAAUAUGAGCAUCGGAAAUUUUACCUCCAACACCGCCACGACUCUAAUUCACCCUACUCAGCGAGUGUGAUGAGUACAGUAUAAACCUAAGUAGCUUGGCCGUUUUUUCACCAGCUGCUGCUCUGAGUGAAGGUCAAACGUGCUAGUGCAACCCAAAUUUCUCUGUUUGUAUAGUGUUCAUCCCAGUAUUAAUUUUCUGGGGUUACUCACAUAGCUAUCCAAAAAGAAAAAUAAUAAUAAUAAGACAACUUUGGUACCGUGUUUGAUGAAGAAGAGUUUACUAGUUUUUGAACCAGAAAUGUUCCUUUUCCUAAAUCACACUGAGGUUUCUUCAUCUAAGAUAAGUGAGUAUUUUAUCUGAUGUGAGGUGAGUAGUUCUUCGAUAACUUUACACAGAUAGGCUUAAGCUUUGGUUUCCAAAGGAUAUAGUUGGAGAGAAAUAUCUCCCUCCCCCAUGUUCAUUGAUGAGUUGGGGAAACGCCUUUGUUCUGGAAGAGGCAUGUGAGGGAUGAAGGAGUGUAUUUGAAGAUAUGAGUGGUCCUCUUCCCAUGGGCCACCCUCUUCACGGAGCCUCUUCUGCCAAGGAAGGGACAUGCCAGCGUUGGAAGGGAGAAGACCUGUAUUAGGAAGCACAUAGUUACCAUCUUGGCAGCUCCGUAAUCCAUAAGGACACUUACCAUGCACCAUGACGGUUAUAGCUGUCAACCCCAAAAAGACACCAUUUCAUUACCAAAUAGACAUGACUUUUUGUCACUUUGUUUUCCUACCCAAGGUUUGGCUUCUCAUCCCCAAACUCAACCAUUCCCAAGAAACAAUUUGUUCUUAACCACUCCUGGCUCUACUCACCCUUUCCGUGGGAGCACAUAGCUUAUCCUGGAGUUCUUUUGCUUAAAGCCAGCAACACAAGAACGCCAGGUUCCAUUCCCUGGAGGUGGCAACUUAGAGGGAGAAGUCUGGAAACUCCAUUUUCUUUCUCUUCUCUCCCAUAUUGGCAUGACUUUCUGUCUUCUUUAACAUAUUGUGACCUUCUCUAUAUCAUGCUUUAAAGUGUAAUAAUAUAAUUUUGUAAAAGAAAUUUAUUACUUGUUGCAAAGAUCUUUUUAAUCCAGUUUAGAUUUAAAGAAAAAAAUAAAUGGAAAUCAUUGAAAAUUCAUUUCACAUUAAUGGUCUGAAAAUAAACCAAAGGAUAUUAUGUGUGCAUGUGUGUAUAAGUGCACACAGAGAUAUAUAUAUACAUAUGUAGACUAUAUAUACAUGUGUGUAU